Caenorhabditis angaria is the source of this 13838-nucleotide messenger RNA. Lineage: Eukaryota; Metazoa; Nematoda; Chromadorea; Rhabditida; Rhabditidae. The record is from the annotation of a GenBank genome assembly.
AUGAAGCCUCGGAUAGUUUUCCGAAUUAUUUUACAUUCAUUUUUAUUCUUUUUCAUAGCUGGAGAGGAAAAAGUUCGAUUUUCAGAUGACUUUGAGACACGGUCAGUUAGAAUUGCCAACAUUUUAGAUUUUUGAUUUCAAAAUUACAGAGCACGUCUUAUGACUUUGGAUAGAAAUGUGAUUUUUCACGCUGGUUUCAAUAAAAAUAUCACUUUUUUGAAUUUUGAAAAUGGAAAGGUGUAUUUCAAUAAUAACCUAUCCGAUAGUUUGACACAUUAUGUGAGAAAAAAUUUUUAAAAAAUGUUGCUGUAAUGAUUUUUGCAGGCUGAUUUUUUGAUCUACAGUAAGAAAGCGCAAAAUUUGACUGAAUUGGCUCAUGCGAACCAGCAACACUUCAAUAUUAUUGCUUACCUAACAAAAUACCAUUUGGAAAGAAGAGCUUAUUCUAUCAAAAAUACGGUACUAGAUUUUUGUGAAAAGAAAUUAAAAUUAAAAAAAAAAGAAAAUUACAGCAUUUUGAAAUCACCAAAAAGCUUGAACAAUUUGGAAAUUUCAAGAAAAAUUAUAGCAAAUUAUCAGAGAAAAAUUAUGGCUUGUUGAAGAUUCUGGAAAACCGAUUGUUGUAGGUUUUAUUAGAUCAACUGGGAAAUCGAUUGAAAAUAACCUCGACCUCACAAAAAUAAACAAAUUUUUCAGAACUCUGAAUGUAGAUUUAUUUAAAAAUCAGUGUACUUCUGACGAAUGUAUCAAUGGAGGAACUUGUAUUCCAAGAAGUGGAGCUGAAGCUUUGUGUCUUUGCCCACCACAAUAUGCGGUGAAUUUUCAGAAAACAGAACAGUUUCAGCAAAAAAAUAUCAUUUUAGGGUUAUUUUUGUGAAGAUGAUGUUGAUGAAUGCUUGGAAAGAGAACAGUGUGAAAAUAAUGGAACCUGUGUGAAUACAAUUGGAGGAUUUGAGUGAGUUAAAAAAAAACAUUUUAUUCUAUCCUGUAAAAUAUCCAGAUGCAAAUGCCUAUCCAAUUUUCACGGCCCAAAAUGCGAAUUUUCAAUGUCUACCUGUUCCAAAUCUCACAAUCUUUGUGGUCCCCAUGGAACUUGUAUUGAUCAGGAUACAAAAUAUGAUUGUCAUUGUCAUCCAGGUUUUCAAAAAUCAUCAGAUUUGAACAAUCCAUUUUGUGUUGAUGUUAAUGAAUGUCUCACAAAUCCCUGUUUGCCAGGAGUUCAUUGUAAUAAUUUGGAUGGAUCUUAUCAAUGUUUUGGGUGUCCGAAGGGAUAUAGAAGUAAGGUUCAAGCUUAACCUAAGGCAAAUCUAAGCCUAACCUUUUUCAGUGGGUGACGAUGGAUGUAUUGAUAUAAAUGAAUGUGAAAAAACAAAUGCCUGUUUCGAAGGUGUGACUUGUCGUAACUUACCCGGAUCCUAUGAAUGUGACUCUUGCCCGCCUGGAACUUCUGGAGAUUCCAAAACAAAAUGUGAAAAAAUCAAUCCUUGUGACUCACGCCCUUGUGAUUUGAACCUUCUUUGCGUUGAAAAUAUUCAUUCAAUGACAAAUGAUGGAUAUGAUUGCAUUUGUGAAAAUGGAAUAGAUGGGGGAGGAUUUUGUGUCAAAGAUGAGAUAUGUAGUUCAGAGACUUGUUCAAAACACGGAAAAUGUGCCGUGUUGAAUGAAACAAAUUACAAAUGUUAUUGUGAUGAGAAUUAUUCGGGAGAGAAUUGUGAAACGGUAAGAAUGAAGAUUUUUUUUAAUUUCAAAAUUAAAUUACCAUUUUUAAUCAAAGCUUUCUCCAUGUGCUUCUGUUAAUUGCAAAAAUGGACAGUGUGUUUUGCGAGAAAAUAUUCCACAUUGUAAAUGUAACAAUUAUUUCUACGGCGAAUCAUGCGAAAAUCAUGAAACUGAUUACGAUGAACAUUUCACCGAAUUAUCCGGACUUUUUGAACACCAAGUCAAUCAAAAAGGAGUUUAUCUCAUCAAAAACAUGUAUUUCCACAUAGAUCAACCAAAUACGGUAUUAAAAAUCAAUUUUGACUCGUUUUCUGGCUUUACUCAAAAUUCUACUGGAUGUCAUGAAGCGUCUUCAAGAAUUCUUGUAAGUUUUUUUGUUGUGAAAUGAUACUCAUUUUUUGUUCAGUUGUACGAUGGACCAAAUGAGAAUUAUCCAUUAAUGAAAAAUUGGUGUGGAGAACCGCCAGAUGUGAGUUUUUCAGCUCUUACUGAAGAAAUUAUUACAGUAGACUUCUAGGGGCCAACAAUUGGACAAAAUAUAACAUUCACCACAACUCAUGCUCUUAUGAAAUAUGAGGGAUAUGAAGGCGUUUUUUGGGGAAAUUAUGUGGUUGUUCCAAGUGGUGAGUGAAAAGUUUUUGGAAAUGAAACCAGAAAUUAUUUAGAUUUUUACAAAAUUUCGAAUCUUUUCAGAUUUGUGAAAAAAUGUAAUGAAAACAAAAUUAAAAAAAAAAAGAAAAACGCUCGAAAAACAAAAUAUUAAAAAAAUUACUUUUGAUCAGAGACAAAGUGAAAUUGAGUGAAGACAUACAGCAAAUUAGUUAUUUGUAUUUUUUUUCAAAAAACAAACUUGUGUUGUCUGCGCUCUCUCCAAUGUUAUGCUAUACUAUGGGAAAUAUUUAUCUCUCUUUCUCUCACUCACUCCCUUUUUUUCUCUCUCUCUCUCUCCUCCUCCUCCUCCUUAUUGCUCUGCUAAAUUACUAUUUUAUUUUUUGCGGUUAGGCAUCGUUUUAUAAUAUCAAAAUGUUUCUUUAAAAAAAUCAAUCAAUAAUUGUUUCAGAAUGCGGCUAUCGUACUCAAAAACCAGGACAUCUUUUGGUGCCUGGCUACAAAAAAGAUAUUAUUUGUGAAUGGUUCAUUUCUGCUCCAAUCAACAAUGUGAUCGAAAUCACAGUUCCAAAAAUUUUCAUGGAUUCUUCAAAAUGCGAAGACAAUAAACUGGAAAUCCACGACGGAAUAGCAAAUUCAUUCGAUGCUACAAUCGCAGAAAUUUGCAAAAAUUCAACAGUUGUUCAAAAAUUCACAUCUACUGGACCAUAUUUGACUGUUUCAUUCUCUGCAUUGUCUUCAGAAUUUCAUGAAAAAACUGGAGGAUUUACAAUGAAAUAUAUUUUCAAACAACAAGAAAAAGACUAUUCUUGUGGAGCGAUAAUUGAGAAUCAAAAACAAACUGGAUGGUUUGGAUAUAUUGAAUCACCAAAUUUUGGAAGUUUAUAUCCGCCAAAUUCUGAAUGUGAUUGGAAAAUCAUUGGAGGAGAUUUGGAUUUGAAACGAACUGAUGUUGAGAUUCAAUUAACUAUUGAAUAUCUUGAUAUUCCAUCUGAAAUCGAAACAAUUUAUGGAUCUGAAGUAGUUCAAUUGCAUAGUAUUGUCCACGAUGAAGGAUCUUAUCAAUCACCACGAACCACUAAAGCUAUUCAUUGUUUCACUGAUAAAUUGCAAAUUUUCACUGAAGAUCGCAAAAAAUUCUAUCAAGAAUUAUGUCAGAAAAAAGAAAACGAGGUUCUAGUUGUUGAAAGUUCAAAAGUCAAUUUGGAAUUUCGAACAAAUAAAACUGUUCAAGGAAAAAGGUUUUCGAUUACGAUAUGAUGUUUUAUGUCAGAAAACUUUUGAUGGAAAUGGAACUUUUGAAACAUGGAAUUUUGGAAGGAAAAUGCAAGCUGAAACUUGUGUUUAUAUUAUCAAAACACAUAUGCUUCAUAUCACUAAUGUUUUGUAAGUUAAUUGGUUUUUUUUUUUGAAAAAAAAGGUUUCCGAAAAAUUGUAUUUUUUUCAGAUUCACAUCGAUUCUUAUGAACACUGAUUGUAACGAUGAAAAUCCCAAGAAUUAUGUUGAAAUUGAAACAUUUGCUUAUGGCAAAGCCCCAAUUCGAUACACUUGUAAAAAUGAGACAUUCCAAGAAAACACAUUAAUUCAAGUUCAAUCUCAUGAAAAAUUCCGAAUCAAAGUUGUUAGUGAUGGAAGCGAUAAAUUUAAAGGAGUUGCUUUCAAGUUUUAUCGAUCUGAAACUAGUAAUUUUCAAUACAUAUCAAAAAUUAUCUUUUUCACGUAAAAAAAAUUUCGUUUUUCAGAAUGCGGAGGACUUAUCGAUAACAAUUUCCAAAGUCCCUUAUAUCCAGAUAAUUAUCCAGCAUUUAUUUACUGCAAAUUUAUCGUUGUUCCAAAAAGUUCCCGAAAUUUUGUGACUUACCUGAUCACAUUUGAUGAUUUCGAUCUACCGUAUUCUUGUGAACAUGGAAAUCUGACUAUUAAGAGAAGUCUUGCAGGAACUGAAAAGCUGGAAAAUUAUAUAACACUUUGUGGUAAUACAAUUAUACCAUCACCCUUGAUUGUUUUAACAAAAUAUUUGUCGUUUGAGUUUUCAACUUCAAAUGUUUUGAAAAGAGGAUUCAAAGGGAGGUAAGCGAUGAGUUUUGAAUAUUGAUUGAUUUUUUUUGAUUGACCAGCCAUCAAUUACAGAGUUGAAACACUGGAAUAUACUUCGACAUGUAAUAGAACAUAUCAUCGAGAACGCGGAUUAAUUCUAAGAACAGGUUUAGAGAAAGAAUGUACCUAUAAAAUUGCAGUUGAUCAUGGUCAAAAGAUUGUUUUGGGCAUUCGUAAAAUGAACAUUCCUUGUUCAACAUCGAGUUUCGAAGUGAUUGAAGGUUCAAAUUCCAACAAUUCAUUUGAUCUUUGCAAUGAAAAAAGAAAGAGGAACAUUGAGUAUUAUCGAUUAUUUUCAAAUGAAGCCACGAUCCAUUUUAAAACAACGGAUCCGGAAAAUAUUUCAUAUUGGCUUCUGUAUACUGUUAUGGCUGGAUGUGGAAGUACACUUGAAGCAUAUCAAGGAAUAGUUGCAGCUCCGCAGUAUCCUCGAAAAGAAAAUCGCGAAGUAAAAUGUGAUUGGAGAAUUGGAGUUUCAAGGGGUAACAAGAUUAAUUUCACUAUUAUAAGUGUUGAUGAGCUAAGUGGAUAUCCAGAUGAGAAAUGUGAAUCUGGUGUUGCAAAUAGUCUUGAGGUUUGUUGAGUGGGAAAAUUAUGAGUAACAUUAACAUUCUAAUAAUCUCUAGAUAACUGAAAACAUUGAUCUGAAACGCAAAACGCAUGGUUUAUUCUGUCAUCGAACAUCCAAAAUGCCAUCAAUAAUUUCGGAAACCAACCACAUUGAUAUCAAAUAUAUUCAAGAUCCCAAAUUGAAUCAAAAAGUGAGUGGAUUCUACAUUGAAUAUACAACAUAUUGCAAGAAUAUCGAAAUAUCAAAAUCACAUGGAGUUAUUCAAUCUCCUGGUUUUGAAGAUGAGGAAUCAUAUGAGGAACAAGAUUGUAGUUGGAAUAUCAAAGUUCCAAUGGGAAAUCGUAUUCGAGUUUCGUUUGUGAAGUUUGAUGUUGAUCGGAUUGAUACGGAAUCUGAAGAAUGCGUUGAUAAUUUUUUGAAAAUUGAUGAAGUGCAUUUUAUGAAUGCUACAAUUGAAACAUCACAAGGGUUUACUCAAACUUCAAAAAUUCAUAAAUAUUGUGAUUUAUUCGUCCCACGAGAAGUAAUAUCGAGACAUAAUCAAAUGCGAAUUUCUUACCAAUCUGCAUUAAAACAAUCAAAUAAAUUUAUGCUGCAUUAUGAAGCUUUGGGAUGUGUUGAAGAAAUUUAUACAUCAAAAAGAAUUCUCGUGCUACGAAAUGACAUUGAUGAUGAAUAUGAAAGAUUUGAAUGUCAAUAUCAUAUCAAAGCAAAUCCCAAUCAACGAAUAACAGUAUUGAUCGACUCAUUUGAUGUGAAACAUAACGAAAACUGCAUAAAUUUACCCCAGGACACUUUCACAGGGGUCAAGAUAUUCUUGGGCUCAUCAAAUUCUUCUGGACAUCCAAAAUAUCACCCUUGCGCGGUCACUAGUCAAACAGAAUAUGAUCUACAUACAAAUGAAGGGUUUAUUCAAGUUUUGAUGAAUCGAAAUUCUUUCAAAUAUAAUCAACAAGUGUUUUUGAAUGCUUCAAUUGUGAUCAAAGAGAAAACCAGUGAUGAUCGUAAUGGAGAAGUUAUUGAUUGUGAGUUGCUUAAAAAACAAGUAAAAAAUUUUAACUGAAAACAUUUUUUUUUGCAGUAUCUACUCAACCGCAUCAUACCAUAAUGAGUCAAAACUAUCCAAAUAUUUAUGAUUCAUCUAUAAGAAGUGAAUGGUUAUUAAAACCAGCUGAUGGUUAUAAUGUCAAGCUGAAAAUUUUGAAUUUUACACGACCAUUUGCGACUGAAAACCAUCAUUGUGAUAAGGAUUAUAUGACAGGAAAAUUGACAAUUUCUUCUAAAUAUAAGCGGUGAGACUUUUGUGAAAUUCAUUUUUACCGAUUUGUGACGUCCAAAAAUGUUUGUUUUGACCUAAUUUGUUUAGAUCACAACGUUGCGAUGUAUCAGAUGAUAUACUUUCUCACGAUGUAACCAAAGUAAUAUUUGAAGGUGCAGACUGGAAAGAGAAUGAUGGGCACAAACAAGAAGCUGGUUUUGUUUUGAAAGUUGAACAAAUUUGUGGGACAAUGACUUAUGCUGAGAGUGAAGAGAAAACUAUUCACCUUGAUUUAGUUGAAAAUGAGACAUGUAUGAUUGGUGUAUCACAGUGGGGAGGUAAUCAAAAAACAUUUUUAAUAUUUAUUGAUCUUAUAAUUUCAGAUAAUGGUGUUUUCGGAAGUCUUGAAGUUAUUGAAGAAGUCGCAAACAAUUCGUUGAUUGGCAACUUUGAUGAUAAAUUUAGCUUGGAGGUUGAUGGGAAAUAUAUGAGCCUGUCUUCAAAAUCAUUAAAACAUGUUAUUCAUUUUCAAGCUUUUCGAUAUGUUUUUAUUAGAGCGAUAAAUAUUAGAACAAGGACAAAAGCAAUUAUAAGAUAUCGAAAUUCACAGCUUGGUAGGCAUUGGGAAAAAAAAUGAAAUGUUUUCAACAUAUUUCAGACUGCAAUCGUCCAAUGACAAGAGAGUACUCAUUCUUCACUUACACUUUGGAUCAUUCAAAAGAAUGUGUUUGGAUUUUGAAUAACACACUGGGAAAUACCGUGUCUCUAACUAUCUCGUAAGUUUUUUUUUUCACCUUCUUCUCUUUUCAAGUUUUUUUGCAGCUCUGAAAAUUUUCCAAAUUCACCUCAUUGUACUGAUUCAUUUAUCGAAAUCAGAGAGACAAGCAGUAUUGGAAAAUUACGGUAUCGAAAAUGUGAACCUAAUUUUAAAGAAACAUUUGAAGCAACAAGUUUAUAUAUUCGAUUCAAGUAUACACAUGAUACAAUGAAUAUUAAAAAGUAUUCAAUAGAUUUGGAAAUGAGUAAAAUACCUGGUGGAGAAACGGAUUCAAGGAUUUUGCUACCACCAGUUAUUGAGAGUCCGCAGAAGUUUAGUUGGCAGAUUUCCUGCGGGGUGAGUUUUUGACAGGGAUUUCCCUGAAAUUUUCUGAUUAAAAAAAAAACAAAAUAUUUUUUGAAUAUACAUAAAAUUGCAGCGCCAUUUCGAAAUCAAGACUUUCGAUGUUGUUUUAUCACACGGUUCGUAUAUCAAACUCUCUCAAUUAGAUGAUGAUUCGGAAUCUGAAAUUGCUGACGGAAAAAUACUAACUGGUUUCCCGGGAAACGAAAAAUUCGAAUUCCAAGUGGAAAAAAUGAAUAUCGAAGUCUUUAUGAAACCAAAAGAUGAUUUCAAAUUUGAAUGGUCAUGUUCACGUCGCUAUAUUCACUGGGAUAUGCCUAGAGAAACUGAGAAAUAUCAUUGUGGUGAAGAUCUGACACCAACUUGGGACUGGCAAUCAUUCACAAAUCCACUACCACCAAAUCAAACCACUGGUAUUAUUACUGAUGAAGAAUGUCAAUGGAAAAUUCAACCAUCUCAAUUUUCGUUUUCACAAAUUGAAAUGAAAUUUGAAUAUUUGGAUAUGUUUAGCACAUUGCAAUGCUGGUUUGAUUGGGUGAAAAUUUAUGCAGGUCAAGAGUGAGUUUUGAGUCGUAUUUGAAAAAAAUAAACAUUUGGAAUUCCAGAUGGCCAAAGGAAACGUUGUGUUACUCACGGGAUCUUAGUAAAACCUAUACCUAUGAUCAAAAUAAAAACGUAGCUAUCCAUUUUCAUGCGGAACGAACAACUGAAAAUGACAAACCUUUGAAAGGUUUCAAACUUUUGUAUCGAUUGAGUGAGUUUGAAAAUUUUUUAAAUGAAUUCUGAUUUCAAAACUUUACUCACCUCAGAAUGUGGCGUAAAUUCCGCUGAUAUUUCUUCUCCUGACGGUAGUUAUGAAUAUUCAAUUUCAAGUCCACCUUGGAGAAAUGAUGAAGAUAAUGUGAACUGUGAGUGGAACUUGGGGUCUUCGAAAAAUCGGAAGAUUAAUGUGACAAUUGAAAAUUUGCAAAUGGAGAUUUGUGAAGGAGAUAAUUAUUUGAUGGUGAGUUUUCACAACGACGAUAUUCAAAAAUACUAUUUUUACAGUUUGACGAUUUCACGAUCAAUAAAACAUAUUGCGAACAAGUUUCAAAUGACAAUAAAAUAUCAUUUAUAACAUCUUUCAACAAAAUAAAAAUCAAAUAUUUCUCUGAAAACCAGGAAAAUCUUGGAUUCAAUUUAACAAUCAAAGAAGCCGCAACAGAAUGUCCUGGAGAUAUUAUUCAUAUAACAGAAGACCAUCCACGUGGAAUAUGGUCCCCAGAAUAUCCAAAAUAUAUUCCACCAUCUUCUUCUUGCGCCUACAUUAUUUCUGCUCCAAAUGGUCAUCGAGUUAUGCUAACUUUUAAAGAAUUUGAAAUGGAAGAAAAAGUCGAUAAAGAAUUUUCGGAUUAUAUUCAAGUUCGAGAUGGACCAUCUGAAAGAUCGAAAAUUCUUGGAACUUAUAGUGGAAAAGAAUUACCAUCAAGUAUUUUUUCAACUGGAAAUUUCAUGUUUAUGAGAUUGCAUACUGGUAAAGAUUCGAAAAGUCCUAGAUUUAUGGCUAUGUUUGAAGUUGCAAAAUGUGGUGGAACUUUGAGUUUAUCAAAAAAUAAUGAAAAAGAAGAAUUGAAAUUGAUGUCUCCGACGAAUUUUGAGCCGGGAACAGAAUGCGAAUGGGUUAUUAGAAGUCCAAAUCAACGUUUGGUCGCUUUCAAGUGAGAUUUCGAGAAUAUUUAUUUUCUCAAAAAUAUGUAAAAUUACAGAAUUGAAUCUUUACCGAAUGAUGAAUUUUGUCAAAAUAAUAAUAUUGUUAUCUCAUCACGUGGUAAUACACAUUAUAAUGGAUCUGGAUGUUUGGAUACAAAAGGUCCUUAUGAUAAUUUCCUGGCUGUUUCGAGUAAAAUCAAUGUUGUUUUUAAUAGUAGAAAUACAACAGCGGUGAGUUUCAGGAGAAUGUAGAUUCUAAAAUUUCAUUUUUCAGAAGCCAAAACACCCUGCAUUCAUUAUCAAAUUCCGACUAAGCGUUGACGGUAAAUCAAUAAAUAAAUCGAUCAAUUCUCAUCCAUAAACAAAAAUUUUUCAGCUUGUGGUGAAAAAAUCACAAAACAUUCUGGUUCAAUCAAAUUUCCACAUCAUAAUGAAAAAAUACUGCCGCAUUUAAAUUGUGAAUGGAAUUUCAAAAGUGAUCCCGGAAAUGUUUGGAAACUCGAUUUGGAAUUUUUCGAUGAUAAAAGAACAAAUAUUUUCUCUUCUGAAAAUUGUUAUAAGGAUUUGCAGGUUUGAAAACCUCUCGUUGUUAAAUUUUUUCUGUUGAAAAUUCUGUUUUCAGAUUAUUGAUUAUGUCGAUGAAGCUUCCUCAAGUCAAACAAUUUUCUGUGAAAAUAAGACCUCUUUCAUUUCUUCUACAGAUUCUUUCAAAAUUCUUUAUGAUGAUCAUUUCACACGGAGUUUGAUUGGAUCUAACGGUUAUUCUCCUUUAUUUGAUUAUUAUGCAAGAUUCAGAAUUAUUUAUGAACAGGUUAGUUAUUUUCUUAUAUUCAGAACUUCAAGAAAUCAAGAAAUUUUCAGAUUCCAAGAGAUACAUUUAAUAGUAGUUGCACUUAUUUGGUCACUGAAGACUCGUCAUGGAAAUUCGGCACGAACUCCACUGUUAAUUUUGGUAGAUUUUGUCAUUUAUCAAUUCCAAAAUCUGAAGAAUUCCCAACAAUUUUGGUGAAUUUUACACGGUUUGAAGAUUCAAUGCAGUGGAAUUGGUGUAAGAAGACAAUGGCGCAUUUGAUUGUUAGAAGUGAGUGAAUUUCGAAAGUUUUUUGCACACAAAAUGCUUUAUUUUCAGCUCCAUCUUUUGAAUCUCUCUAUUGUAAAUCUACAUUUAGAGAAAACAACAAUAAUGUUAUGCUCUUCAACAAUGAAAAUUUAGAUUUACUUAUCGGAAGUCCAAAUUAUAACAAUUUCGAAAUAGAACUCUCAAUUAGUUUUUUAAGUGAGUCAGAACCCGUCUGCUCAAUAUGAAAAUAAUUUUCAGAAUGUGGUGGUUAUAUCACAGAACCCAUGUACUCACAAAUCUCCAAUCCAAAAGCCGGACCAUGUCAAUGGAUUUUUGAAGCCCCGGUUGGACAAUUUGUUCAGAUUACUGUAUCAAAUAUUGAUUGUGGAACUUAUGGAGAAUUAACUAUCGGAGAAGGUUUGACGCAUAUUUAAAAAAAAAUAUUUAUGUUUUUUUUCAGGAAAAGAAUUCCACUUGAAUGUAAUUCAUAAAUAUUGUGAUGAUAUGAAUAUCGAUGAAGAGCAUUUCAAAAUUAUCACAUCGAAGAGCAGAUUUUUGACAAUUGUUUGGAAACUUGAUAAGACUGCGGAUGGUAAAGAAAAAUCAGAUGGGAAUCGAGAAACUACAUGGAAAUUGGAAUAUGAAUUUGUUAAUGAAAAUGAUGGUGAGGAUAAUGGAAUUUUAAGGAACCUUGAUCAUUAAAAAUGCAAUAUUUCCCAAUCAAUUUACAGUAUGUGGUUUCUCUGCAAAAGGAAUGAGUGGAGUAAUUCACACUAACAACUAUGGUGUAUCCGACUACCAAUCUAAUCAAAAUUGUGAUUGGUUUAUCCAUGUUCCAGUUGGCUAUUAUGUACGACUUCACUAUACAUUUUUCGACAUUGAAAAAUCGGAUAAAUGUGAAAAAGAUGGAUUAUACAUCACUCAACAAUUUGCCAACAAAGAUCAAUCGAAUCCACCGAUUUGUGGACAUGAAAAUCCAGUUGAUUUCAAUUCAAAAACGAGAAAUCUCAAAAUCUCUUUCAAAUCUGAUGGUGAAAAUAAUGGAAGAGGUUUUCAUUUGGAAUGGAGAGCAGUUUGCGGCGGAGUUUUUGAAGGUGAUGAAGGAAUUAUCACAUCUCCAAAUUAUCCAGAUUUAUCAAAAAAUGUGAAUACGGAUAAUUGUUAUUAUGAAAUCAAGUCGGAUGAGUUAAUCGAACUAAAUUUUGAUGACUUUGAUCUUAUGAUGACAUAUAGUUAUCGAUCAAGAGGUCAAUUUGGAAUGAUGCAUUAUCCUGAUUUUAAUGAUCCAUUGAACGACAUGUAUGAGGAAACAAAUUUUUGCUCGGAAAGUGUGCAAAUAUUUGCUGACAAUUUUCACAGUGGAAGAAUGUGUAAUUCACAAAAUACAUUUGAGAAUAAUCAUGCAAUUGUUAAAGGUCCUGUUAAAAUUAUACUUGAGAAUAAGAGCUAUUCAUUUUCAAGAGGUUUUAAAUUGUCUUAUAAAAAACUUGGUGAGUAUUAUUAUUUAUUUUUUUUUUGAAAGACUAGAAGAGAUUUUUCCAACAUUAGACUGCAACAAAAACAUCCAUCUCUCUGAAAACACAACCUUGUCUACAUUAAUCAAACGACCAAAUAUUGGAAAACAUCAUUUCGAAUGUAACUGGAAUAUCACAACAACUCCUGGUCGUGAUCUUGUGGUUUAUUAUGAAAAAUUCUAUACUGCUCCAGAAUGCAAUAAAGAUUAUGUCAAAUUUGACAGUAGGGCUUCAGUUUAUAUGGGAAAUAUAUGUGGAGAUGUUAAGCGGUGAGUUUUUCAGAAAGUUCAAGAAUAAAUUUUUAUAAUAUUUCAGAUUCCGAAACGAUCAUUUCAUUGUAUACAGUAAUGAUCUCACCAUAAAAACAGUUUAUAAUUAUGUAUCUGAAGAAUAUGCGAAAAAAUCAAUAGUAGAAUUAGCGAUUUUAUCAACACCCCAUUGUGGAUUUGCAGAACUAGCCGAAGAAAAUAAUUGGAAAACAAUUACUCCACCAAAAUCGUCUACCGGUAUUGGAUAUUCAUCAAAUUUACACUGUGAUUGGGAAAUUAGUGCUUAUCAAGGUCAACAACUUCGAAUUCGGAUAAAUUCGAUGGAUAUGAAACAGUCAGAAAAUUGUGAUAUUGAUCGACUCACAAUUUUGGAAGGACAUAUGAUUGAAAGCUCUUUCAAGAUUCUGGAAAAUGUUUGUGGAGGUUUGAAAUUGCCAUAUGAUAUUGUGCUAUCAAGUAAUGCUAUUGUGCAAUUUAAUUCGAAAAAUGGUGGAGAUGGGGUAGGACUCAAUAUAUCAUAUAUUGCUGAAAAAGGUAACGCCAGGGAGACUUGAAUGAUCUAAACCAAAUUCUCAUUUCAGCUGAAUGUGGUGGUUCUUUGGAAUUAUACGAAACACAAAAAACCUUAAAACUUGACUAUAAAAAACUCAAAAACUCGAAAAAAUGUCUAUAUGUUAUUACCACAUAUUACGAGCAAAUCCUGGUCAAAUUUUCCAAACAUCAAAUUCGUGCAAAUUGUGAAAAAAACUAUAUUGAAAUCCAUGAUGCUGAACCAUUUUCCCAAUGUGCCGAUAGAACAUGUUUUGAGAGAAACAAAAAUCGUCAUAACUACAAGUUUUGCGCAUCGGAUAAAAUACCGCCUUUGAUUUCGAAUAGACAACAAAUUCAAAUUACUGUUCAUUUAGAGAAGAUUGAAGAUGCCGGAUUUGGAAUUGAAUUUUCAUAUUCUGGAUUUUUCCGUAAGUAGAAUACAAUUCAAAAAAUCAAUAAAUUUUCUCUCUUUCAGAAUGUAACCGGACCAUCAAUCUUAUCGAUUUUCCAUCAGGUCGUUUAACAAAUCCAAAUUUCCCACAUGCUUACAAUACAUCAAAAAUAUGCACUACAAAAUUGGAAAACUCCACAUCACCACAAGACACUUCGAAAUUAUUGAUUAUUUUUGAAACUGUACUAGGGGACAGUGAGAAAAUGAUUGAAUUCAAUGAAGAAGGCAAAAAUAGUACGCAGUUUGCAGGAGAUUCAAAUUAUAGACCUGUUUUUACAAAUGGUGGAGCUACUGUAGAUGUAAGAUUUUUUCUAGUCUCUAACUUCUCCAAAUCUCUGUUCAAAUUUCAGAUGGUUUUGAAAAUCAAAAAAAUCGCUGAAGGUUUGGGAUUCGAUCUCAGUUACUAUUCAGUGAUCAAAGAGACCGAAAAUACAACUGAAUAUGCUAGAAAUCAUGAAUUGAGUGGAGUAUUGAGCAAUCAAUAUUUGCCAAAAAAUCCGGAAAAACAUAUGUGAGUGAAUUUUUUCAACAAAAAACUUCAAAAAACACACAUUUUUUCAGCUUUAUUAUUGAACCACCAAAAUCACUAGAUUGUGAAUUUAAAAUCAAACGUGAGACGUAUCUUGACUACGAUUUUUGUAAAGACGGUAAAUGAUAUUUUCCUUAUCUACAGUAACCCGAAAAAACAAUAAUUUUUAGCUACCAAUCUUAAAAUCGACAAAUAUAUCGACAAUAAAAAACACGACGAUUCGAGAACUUUCCCUGAAGGAUGCUUUGUGAGUCUAGAAACUAUUGUUUUUUUUCGAAAAAAAAAAUGGAUUUUCAGAAAAAAGAAAGCGUAAUCCUUUUGAAUAAGAGUGAGUUCAGUCGAUAUUUGAGAUUUGAAUUUUUCUGGAAUGAAAAAGUUCAAUCUGCAUAUAGAAUCACUUGGAAUUGCAAUAACUUGUAG